CCUACAUGUGGCUCAGGCGGUCCUCCCGGUGGGGCUACUUGUGCCUUGCAAAUUCCGGCCUUUCCGUAGCUCGCAGCGGCGAGCGCGGCUCCGGCUGCCUCUUAUCCGGUGGGCGCCUCAGUUUUCUCCACAAACGCUCUCGAAAGAGGCGGAGAGAGAGGCAGCCCGGAGUCCCGUGGGAGCAGCUAGACAGCCCGAAGCUGCUCGCGGGGAGCCGUGCAGCGCCGUCGCGGCUAUUCCGGGGCUCCGCCGUUCUCUCGGUGGCCCAGUCGCGUUCCUGCUUAACGUCUAGCAGCAGCAGCAGCAGCAGCAGCGCCGACCAUGCAGGCGAGGAGUGCGGCGAAGCAGCCUUGGCUGCUUGUCAGAGGCGGCGUUUCCUCCGAAGAGGGGGAGACGAGGGCAAGCAGACCUGGGCUUCUUACCUGCGAGGAGACCACCCGGCCUUCGGGCCUCUGGGGGUGGCACUGAAGAAGAACCUGGCCACGCAGUGGUGGGAGGCCGUGGUGGUCUUUCGGGAGCAAGUGCUGGGCGUGGAGGGCCCGGUUCGACUCGAGCCCGCUGCUGGCCAAGGGCCCCUGGGGGAGUCCCUGCGCUUGGUGCAUCCGCGCACCGUCGGGGAGACCUUGCAGGAGGCUGGAUCGGACGGAGAGCAGCCGCUCGCCGCCUUGCAGAAAAUGCUAGCCCAGUCCGGGAUGCUUCGCGACAACCUUCUUCAUGGUGCUUUAGAGCAUUAUAUUGAUUGUCUGGAAUUGGUAAACCAGAGACUGCCUUUUGGAAUUGCGCAAAUAGGAAUAUGUUUUCAUCCAAAUGACAAAAAUCCCAUGAGAACAGGUGAAAGGACAAUGGCUUCCCUUGUUUGGUACAACUCUGCCAGAACAGCUGGACAGUGGCUUGGCUAUUGGUUACGUCAGCGGCUUCAGUGGUGGAGAAAGUUUGCCAUAAGCCCAUCCAACUUCAGCAGUGGCGCUCACAAUGAAGAAGGAAGAAGAGGAAACAAUCUGUAUUAUAAUUUUCCCUGGGGGAAGGAAACAAUAGAAACUCUGCAGAUGCUGGGAGACAAUGAACUAUUACAAAUGUAUCCAGGAAAUGUAUCAAGAUUGUAUGGUCGAGAUGGGCGAAAGCAUGUUGUUCCUCAUGUCCUCUCUGUGAACGGCAAUUUGGACAGUGGAGUAUUAGCAUACCUCUAUGAUAGCAUGCAAGUGUCUGAAAAUGGUUUGACCCAAAAAAAGGCUCUGCAGAGAAAGGUCCUUAAGCUUCAUCCGUGUUUGGCACCCAUCAAAGUAGCUUUGGAUAUGGGAAGGGGCCCAGCAGUAGAGUUGAGGCAGGUGUGCCAAGAGUUGUUCAAGGAAUUGUUAGAAAAUGAGAUUUCUGUUUGGCCUGGCUAUCUUGAAACCAUGCAAUCCUCUUUGGAGCAGCUCUAUACCAAGUAUGAUGAAAUGGGUGUGCUUUUCACAAUCCUGAUCAGUGAUGCCACACUAGAGAAUGGGCUGGUGCAGUUGCGAAGUAGAGAUACUACUUUGAAAGAAACAAUGCAUAUAUCCAGGUUAAAGGACUUCUUAAUCAAAUAUAUGUCUGCUGCUAAAAAUACUUGAAUUU
Notechis scutatus (mainland tiger snake) is the source of this 1596-nucleotide messenger RNA. It is a transcript of the gene POLG2, whose product is annotated as DNA polymerase gamma 2, accessory subunit. The record is from RefSeq and is a predicted model, not a curated record. Gene Ontology annotation, cellular component: mitochondrion; cytoplasm. Gene Ontology annotation, biological process: mitochondrial DNA replication. Lineage: Eukaryota; Metazoa; Chordata; Lepidosauria; Squamata; Elapidae.